Messenger RNA from Thlaspi arvense, 582 nucleotides. NCBI's taxonomy places the organism in Eukaryota, Viridiplantae, Streptophyta, Magnoliopsida, Brassicales, Brassicaceae. The record is from the annotation of a GenBank genome assembly.
AUGGCGGCCGUUCAACAGCAGCAAGCGAUGCAGAAGAACACGUUGUAUGUAGGAGGUUUAGCUGAUGAAGUAAACGAAUCGAUCCUCCACGCCGCGUUUAUACCUUUCGGCGACAUCAAGGACGUGAAGACGCCGUUGGACCAGGCUAAUCAGAAGCACAGAUCCUUCGGAUUCGUCACUUUUCUAGAGAGAGAGGACGCUUCCGCCGCCAUGGAUAACAUGGACGGUGCCGAGCUAUAUGGCCGCGUUCUCACCGUCAAUUACGCCCUCCCGGAGAAAAUCAAGGGUGGAGAGCAGGGUUGGGCCGCGCAGCCACGUACGUUCCGAUUCCUCCUUCUCUUAUUGUUUGAUUUUGCUCUAGUUUGGGCAGACGCAGACACAUGGUUUGAGCGGCAGCAACAAGAAAAGGAAAUGCUGAAGAUCCAAGCCGAGAACAAGGCUGCGGUGGAGACUGCCGACGAACUCAACAGGAAGAAAUUGGCCCAAGACCGACAAGGCGAGGUGGAAGAAGAUACCGACAUCAAAGACGAUCCAAUGGCUAGAGCAGAGGCUGAUGCUCUAAGCCACGACAACGCUCAAUGA